AUGAAAAAGGGGACGUCCACCUGCGACGGUGUGUACGGCAGCAGUGACGACGGCGGUCUGACGGGUCGCCACGCUGGCCGGUUGCUGUGUAUUGUGUGCCGGUCCCUCGGCGAUGAGCUCCCGCAUCAGCUUGGACUCCGGGGCGAACCUCUGUGGGCGCCCACGCUCGCUGUGAUGCUGCCGCUACUGCCGUCCCCAUCAGCGGCAGCUCGGGACGUCCCUGGUUCCGGAGCUGCUGAGUUCGGCUGCAGCUGUGGGCCAUCCGCUUUGCUUGGCGGCUGGGUAGCCGCCGGCAACAGAGCCUCUGGUUUCGGAGGGUUCACUUCCACGAAUUUAUUGGGUUCCCGGUGUGGGCCAGGGGGAAGUGGCUUCAUCGCCGCGCUUUCACCACUGCCGUCGGGUGGUUCACGGCCGGCUGAGGGGGAUUGGGGUGGGAUGUCCUUAACGGGCGGCAGCGGCGCUUUGGCCAGAUUACCGCCGCUGCCGCUGCCGCCGCCGCCGCUGGAGCUAGGGCCUGGCGUCGGCGGACUCGUACUGGCGCUCGGUCCUUUGCCUGGGGACCCGCUGCCGCUGCCGCCGCUGCCGCCGCCGCCGCUGGUGUUAGGGCCUGACGUCGGCGGGCUCGUACUGGCGCUCGGUCCUUUCCCUGGGGACCCGCUGCCGCCGCCGCCGCUGCCGCCGCCGCCGCUGGUGUUAGGGCCUGACGUCGGCGGGCUCGUACUGGCGCUCGGUCCUUUCCCUGGGGACCCGGUGCCGCUGCCGCCGCUGCCGCCGCCGCCGCUGGUGUUAGAGCCUGACGUCGGUGGGCUCGUACUGGCGCUCGGUCCUUUCCCUGGGGACCCGCUGCCGCCGCUACCGCUGCCGCCGCCGCCGCUGGUGUUAGGGCCUGACGUCGGCGGGCUCGUACUGGCGCUCGGUCCUUUCCCUGGGGACCCGCUGCCGCCGCCGCCGCUGCCGCCGCCGCCGCUGGUGUUAGGGCCUGACGUCGGCGGGCUCGUACUGGCGCUCGGUCCUUUCCCUGGGGACCCGCUGCCGCCGCUACCGCUGCCGCCGCCGCCGCUGGUGUUAGGGCCUGACGUCGGCGGGCUCGUACUGGCGCUCGGUCCUUUCCCUGGGGACCCGCUGCCGCCGCUACCGCUGCCGCCGCCGCCGCUGGUGUUAGGGCCUGACGUCGGCGGGCUCGUACUGGCGCUCGGUCCUUUCCCUGGGGACCCGCUGCCGCCGCCGCCGCUGCCGCCGCCGCCGCUGGUGUUAGGGCCUGACGUCGGCGGGCUCGUACUGGCGCUCGGUCCAUUCCCUGGGGACCCGCUGCCGCCGCCGCCGCUGCCGCCGCCGCCGCUGGUGUUAGGGCCUGACGUCGGCGGGCUCGUACUGGCGCUCGGUCCAUUCCCUGGGGACCCGCUGCCGCCGCCGCCGCUGCCGCCGCCGCCGCUGCCGCCGCCGCCGCUGGUGUUAGAGCCUGACGUCGGCGGGCUCGUACUGGCGCUCGGUCCUUUCCCUGGGGACCCGCUGCCGCCGCUACCGCUGCCGCCGCCGCCGCUGGUGUUAGGGCCUGACGUCGGCGGGCUCGUACUGGCGCUCGGUCCUUUCCCUGGGGACCCGCUGCCGCCGCUACCGCUGCCGCCGCCGCCGCUGGUGUUAGGGCCUGACGUCGGCGGGCUCGUACUGGCGCUCGGUCCUUUGCCUGGCGACCCGCUGCCGCCGCUACCGCUGCCGCCGCCGCCGCUGGUGUUAGGGCCUGACGUCGGCGGGCUCGUACUGGCGCUGGGUCCUUUGCCAGGGGACCCGCUGCCGCCGCUACCGCUGCCGCCGCCGCCGCUGGUGUUAGGGCCUGACGUCGGCGGGCUCGUACUGGCGCUCGGUCCUUUCCCUGGGGACCCGCUGCCGCCGCCGCCGCUGCCGCCGCCGCCGCCGGUGUUAGGGCCUGACGUCGGCGGGCUCGUACUGGCGCUCGGUCCUUUCCCUGGGGACCCGCUGCCGCCGCUACCGCUGCCGCCGCCGCCGCUGGUGUUAGGGCCUGACGUCGGCGGGCUCGUACUGGCGCUCGGUCCAUUCCCUGGGGACCCGCUGCCGCCGCCGCCGCUGCCGCCGCCGCCGCUGGUGUUAGGGCCUGACGUCGGCGGGCUCGUACUGGCGCUCGGUCCAUUCCCUGGGGACCCGCUGCCGCCGCCGCCGCUGCCGCCGCCGCCGCUGGUGUUAGGGCCUGACGUCGGCGGGCUCGUACUGGCGCUCGGUCCAUUCCCUGGGGACCCGCUGCCGCCGCCGCCGCUGCCGCCGCCGCCGCUGGUGUUAGAGCCUGACGUCGGCGGGCUCGUACUGGCGCUCGGUCCUUUCCCUGGGGACCCGCUGCCGCCGCUACCGCUGCCGCCGCCGCCGCUGGUGUUAGGGCCUGACGUCGGCGGGCUCGUACUGGCGCUCGGUCCUUUACCUGGGGACCCGCUGCUGCCGCCGCCGCUGCUGCCGCUGCCGCCGCCGCCGCUGGUGUUAGGGCCUGACCGUGAUGAUGACCCAGCCGAAGAAACGGACAUGUGGCUUCUUCCUCCUCCUCCUCCUCCUCCUUCGCACCGCCGACUCGAUGUGGCUUUCCGCGGGUCUUCCUUUCAGCCGCCAACCAGCAUUCCGAACCUUCAAAUAAAAACGAAGGUGGUGCGACCAGGGGGACCACCAGCAGCAGCCGCAGCGGCAGAAGCAGUGAAAGCAGCCGAGUGA
Messenger RNA from Volvox carteri f. nagariensis, 2709 nucleotides. RefSeq lists its product as uncharacterized. The record is from RefSeq and is a predicted model, not a curated record. The transcript has 4 exons. Lineage: Eukaryota; Viridiplantae; Chlorophyta; Chlorophyceae; Chlamydomonadales; Volvocaceae. The coding region runs from base 1 to 2709 and encodes 902 amino acids.